Molecule: messenger RNA, 1688 nt
Organism: Cataglyphis hispanica
Lineage: Eukaryota; Metazoa; Arthropoda; Insecta; Hymenoptera; Formicidae
Exons: 5
Coding region: 712-1305 (197 amino acids)
Source: RefSeq, a predicted model, not a curated record
GCACCCGCCCCGCCGGUAGGCUGGGUAGACCUUGCUUUACAUUGUAAUACAAUUGAUUUCACACAUAAUUAUUUAAAAAAAGUGUUAGUCGUCGGCCAACAUUAUACGAAUGUGUACAAUGUGUAUGUGCGCAAUAACGUCAUGUGUACAAAACGUUAAUAUGAAUUUCUUAUAUUAUGUGCACAAUAAUGUCAUGUGUACAAUGUGUAUGUGCACAAUAAUGAUAUGUGUACAAACAACGUACGUACGUUUGUAUUUUUAAUUUUUAUAUGUUUACAAUAAUGCUUGUAGGCAAUCGCUCUGUAGACAAUCGGGAAUGUCGGCAAUUGAAGAUGUCGGCAAAACAUUGUAGGCAAACGAAGCUGUAGGCAAACGGGAAUGUAGACAAACGGAACCUCCCAAAAAAUAGGACUCUUUGAUUGGUCAACCAUGCUAAUUAUUUUAGGAACUGGUCAAUAUGAAUGAAAAAAUAAAACUAAUCGAAUUAGUAGAGCAAGAAAAAAAUAUCAUUGAAAAUAAAAAGACUGAUAACGUAAGUGUAAAAGACAAAGAGAAAUGUUGGAUAAACAUCACAAAGAAAUUUAACAGUGGUUGUAUCUCAGGACAUCGAGAUAUGGGUUGUCUAAAAAAUUGUUGGGACAACUUGAAAAAAAAACUUGUAAACAUUAUGCUGAAAUUCGUAGUGAACUUUUCAAAACAGGUGGUGGAAAAAUGAAUAUCAUUGGAGAUGACCCUAUUGCUGAAAUGGUCAAAAAUAUUAUUCAGCCAUCGGUUGAAGGUUUACAAAAUAGAUUUGACAGCGAUUAUAUGCCAGAUGAUCUACAGUACAGCAAAGAAUUGGAAAAUGAAGACUGUUAUCAAGUUGAAAUGCUAGAAGAAGAAAAUUUAAAUGCAGUAACUUGGGCUGAAUGGACACCAGCUAAGCUGAGUUCUGAAAAAAGCAAAGAAUUGCAAUUUUCAAACAACAAUGAAAAUAACGAUGGAACUGACAACUCAUUGUCAUUUGAAGAUAUCGAAACAUUCUGUACACAAUCUUCUAGUAAGAAAAACUGUGAUCCUCCAACAAAUAAUUCAUCACAACCAAAUUUGAAACGUAAGAAAUCAAAACAGCUUGAAGUAACUUCUUCCAAACAAAAUGAACAGUUUUAUGAUCUUGCACAAUCUAAAUUAGAGUUAGUGGAAUUAAUGAAAGAAAAUUUUUGUAAAAUAUCGCCAAUACAAAUAUCAAUUUACCAAAAACAAUUAGAAAAAGAAAAACUUUAUGUUGAAAUACUUAAAAAACAAUUGAAAUUUUAUGAAAAAUAAAUUUGUUUCUUUUUUCCUUAUGUCUACAGUUUCAAUUUGAAUCAUAUUGAGCAUGUUCUUAAAAGUUAAAAGUUUUUAUAUUUAUUGAAAUUAUUAUUUUAUUUUAUACUGAAUACCAAAGAAACUGUAAAUUUUUAUUUUAAAGUUUAUUUCAAAGAAACUAUAAAUUUUUAUUUUCAAGUACCAAAGAAGAUUCUUUAUUAAUUUUUAUUGAUAGGUAUCAGUAAGCAAAAUAUAUAAUGAAAUAAUUUAUUUUCUGUUAAUUAGAUAUGGUAGUUAUAUAGAUUCUAUUAAUUCUAAUUUAGAUCUUAUUUAGAUCAUUUAACAUACGUUAAAAAAUUUUGAUAUUUAUAAUAUGCAUUCAUUAAAAUAGUCUUGUUACU